GGCUCACCUUCCUCCAAUAUUUAUACACAUCAACACCUCAAGAAAACCAUCCACCAUUCAUUCAUCCUCUCACACACACACACACAUUCUAUCUCUCUCUCUCUCUCAUACAUAAACACCGGGUAAAGGCGAUAAGGGUAGAAAGAGAAAGCUUUUAAGCAUAUCAAUGGCAGGAACUGGUGUUUUUGAAGAGAUAAUAGAAGGCGAUGUGUUCAAAUAUUACACUGAUGGAGAAUGGAAGAAAUCUGCUUCUGGUAAAUCUGUUGCCAUUAUUAACCCGACUACUAGAACCACUCAGUACAAGGUUCAAGCAUGUACACAAGAAGAGGUGAAUAAAGUAAUGGAAUCAGCUAAAAUUGCACAAAAGCAAUGGGCGAAAACACCACUAUGGAAACGAGCCGAGCUUCUUCACAAGGCAGCUGCCAUUCUCAAAGAGCACAAAGCUCCCAUCGCCGAGUGUUUAGUUAAGGAGAUUGCAAAACCAGCCAAGGAUUCAGUCACUGAGGUCGUUCGAUCAGGGGAUCUCAUAUCUUAUUGCGCUGAAGAAGGGGUCAGGAUUCUAGGAGAAGGCAAGUUCCUGGUUUCCGAUAGUUUUCCAGGCAAUGAGAGAACAAAGUAUUGUCUCACUUCAAAGAUCCCACUCGGAGUUGUCUUGGCCAUACCACCCUUCAACUAUCCGGUCAAUCUCGCCGUCUCCAAAAUCGGCCCUGCACUUAUCGCCGGAAACUCCCUCGUCCUCAAGCCCCCAACUCAGGGUGCAGUGGCUUGCCUUCAUAUGGUCCAAUGCUGGAACCUAGCAGGUUUUCCCAAAGGCCUAAUCAGCUGUAUCACCGGAAAAGGAUCGGAGAUCGGAGAUUUCCUCACCAUGCAUCCCGGAGUUAACUGUAUCAGCUUCACCGGAGGUGACACCGGAGUAGCAAUCUCCAAGAAAGCCGGCAUGGUGCCACUUCAGAUGGAGCUCGGAGGAAAAGAUGCAUGCAUCGUUCUGGAAGACGCUGAUCUUGAUUUGGUUGCAGCAAAUAUCAUCAAAGGAGGUUUUUCUUACAGUGGUCAGAGAUGCACUGCUGUUAAAGUUGUAUUGGUGAUGGAAUCGGUGGCAGAUGAGUUAGUCGAAAAAGUGAACGCCAAGGUGGCGAAGUUGAAGGUGGGCCCACCGGAGGAUGAUUGUGACAUCACUCCGGUGGUCUCUGAGUCGUCUGCAAAUUUCAUCGAAGGGUUAGCUAAGGAUGCAAAGACGAAAGGAGCAACGUUUUGUCAGGAGUAUAAGCGUGAGGGCAACCUUAUUUGGCCAUUGUUGCUAGAUAAUGUUCGACCCGACAUGAGAAUUGCAUGGGAGGAACCAUUUGGGCCCAUUGUGCCUGUUAUUAGGAUCAACUCCAUUGAAGAAGGGAUCCACCAUUGUAAUGCUAGCAAUUUUGGUCUUCAGGGAUGUGUCUUCACUAAAGACAUCAACAAAGCAAUCUUGAUUAGUGAUGCGAUGGAAACCGGGACAGUCCAAAUAAACUCUGCCCCGGCUCGUGGCCCUGAUCACUUCCCCUUUCAGGGUUUGAAGGAUAGUGGGAUCGGGUCCCAAGGAAUCACGAACAGUAUUAAUAUGAUGACGAAAAUCAAGAGCACAGUAAUCAACUUACCAACCCCAAGUUAUACGAUGGGGUAGAUGAUAUGCAUAUAAUGUGUUUGAUGAAAUAAAUAAGAAAUGAACUAUUAUUGAGGCUUCUUUGUUCUUAAUAUAAGUUCAAAUAAUGUUUAGUGCUACCAAAAAUGGUGAACGAUAUUUCAUGCAUUAAGGAUUGUACUUUCGGGAUAGAUAUUAGCGAUUUUUAUUGACUUGUGAGUCUUUUUUAAUUAUGUUCUUGAUGGCAUAAACCGGUGAAAGAAAAGGGGUUUGGCUAUAGCAUUUCGAUCUACUUUUUAUUCUAUUACAAGUAAUUUAGAAUCUUAAUUAAUAAACACGUUUUAUGUGUUAGGAAGAAUAAAUCAAAGGCACAUGGUAUCUGAUUACCUAGUCUUUAGCUAGUAUUAGUUAGUUCCUAUUUUUCAGCAAGUAUUUUACUUUAAAUUGCAAGGCAAUAUGUACGUGUUUUUGCCCCAGUUUUUUAUUGAAUAAACACACUAGAAGCAUUUGCCUCAAAAACUCUGUUCUUUUCUCUGUUGUUACAUUGUUUCUUGUAGAACGGUUUCUGAAAAACUGAUCAACUACCAACACUGUGGUAUCAGAGCAAUCCUGGUGCAUGCCCAAGUAUCAAUCUCGUGAAGAGAUGACAGGAAAAAAUGGCAAUGGUGACAAAGAAGGUCAAAUAACUCUCCAUUAUCCAAUGUUAUCAAGAACAAACUAUGGAGCAUGGGCAAUCAAGAUGCGUGUCUUCAUGCAGGCUCAUGGUGUGUGAGAUGCAGUAGAACCCAUAACUUCAAAUACAGUUGUUGACACCAAGAAAGAUAAAAUGGCACUAGCAGUUAUUUACCAGGGGAUACCAGAAGAUCUUUUGAUGUCACUAGCUGAAAAGAGAACAGCCAAAGAGACAUGGGAGGCUCUGAAGACAAGAUUUGUAGGGGCUGACAGAGUAAAAACAGCAAGAAUACAAACUAUAAAAGCUGAGUUUGAGUCACUCACCAUGAAAGAGUCAGAAGGAGUGGAUGAAUUUGCGGUGAAAGUAGAUAACAUCAUUAGUUCAAUGCGCACUCUAGGUGAUACAGUAUAUGAAGCCUAUGUGGUGAAGAAGCUGCUUAGGGCAGUAUCAACCAAAUUCCUGUAAUUAGCCUCAACCCUGGAACAAUUUGGAAAUCUAGAUGAAAUGACUGUAGAAGAAGUAGUUGGCAGAUUAAAAGCACAUAAAGAAAGGAUUAAAGGGCAUACCGAAAGUGAUGAUCGAAAGCUUAUCUUGACACAUCAAGAGUGGUCAGAGAGAAACAAGAAGAAAGGAUAUAGUGACUCCAAAUCCAAAUCGCAUAGAGGAGGUUUUGGAGGCUCACGGGGACGAGGCAGAGGCAGGGGUAGACAUGGUGGAGGACGUGGUCGUGGCAAAGUGGGUCAAAUCACCAAAAGGAAGGAAGCCAUGGGGCCUCUAACAGUCAUGACAAAAGCACAGUGCAGUGCUACAACUGCCAGGAACAUGGUCAUUAUGCAGCUGAGUGCAAGAAUCCAAGAAAGGAGAGAAGUCACGAGAACAACCUGAUUCAAGAAGACUUUGAACCUGCACUGCUGUUAAUGUCCCUUGAAAAUAAAAAGGAAAUUGAUGAAGUAUUCCUGAAUGAAGAAAAUGUGCAUCCAAAGUUGAAAAUAAAAGGUGGAGAGACAAACCAGUCGAGUAUAUGGUAUCUUGAUACUGUUGGAUAAGGUGUCUAAGUCCAUAACUAUUUCUGGUAUGUACUUGACCCGACCCGGCAUGGUCCAUUUGGGUUGCAUGGCACCAUGCAAUUGGAUAAACUA
Lactuca virosa is the source of this 3427-nucleotide messenger RNA. Lineage: Eukaryota; Viridiplantae; Streptophyta; Magnoliopsida; Asterales; Asteraceae. The record is from the annotation of a GenBank genome assembly.